GUGGCAAGAUGGGAUCUGCCUCCUCGACUUACCGGCCCAAGUGUAUUUAUCUGGAUGUUGAUGGACGGAUUCAAAAGGUGAUCUUUAGUAAAUACUGCAACUCCAAAGAUAUUAUGGACCUCUUCUGCAUCGCAACGGGAUUACCAAGGAACACAACCAUCUCCCUUUUGACAGUGGACAAUUGCAUGGUAUCCAUCGAUCCGACAAUGCCCGCAAACUCAGAGAGGUCUCCAUACAAAGUAAUACCUGUUACCACUGGGCAGCUCUCAGAGAAAGAAGAAUUGUUUCAGAGUUUAUUGGGACAAAUUGCAGAGCAAUUCUCAAGGGUUUUUAAAAUCAAUGAAAUGAAAACGGAAGUAGCUAAUCACUUGGCAAUGCUGGAGAAAAAAGUUGAAUUGGAAGGCCUGAAAGUAGUGGAGAUUGAGAAGUGCAAGAGCGACAUUAAAAAGAUGAGGGAGGAAAUGGCAGCAAGAAGCACCAGGACUAACUGUCCCUGCAAGUACAGCUUUUUGGAUGAAAACAAGAGGCCAGCUCCCCGUCGGGAUGUCCCCUCCUACCCAAAGUACAUGCUCUCCCAAGAGACCAUCGAAGCUCUUCGGAAACCAACCUUCGACGUCUGGCUGUGGGAGCCCAAUGAGAUGCUGAGCUGUUUAGAACAUAUGUACCAUGAUCUUGGGCUAGUUAAAGACUUCAACAUCAAUCCCAUCACAUUAAAGAGGUGGCUGCUGUGCAUUCACGACAACUACAGGAAUAACCCCUUCCACAACUUCCGACACUGCUUCUGCGUGACCCAGAUGAUGUACAGCAUGAUCUCCCUCUGCAGCCUCCAGGAGAAAUUUUCCCAGACUGACAUCUUGAUUCUCAUGACCGCUGCAGUAUGCCAUGACUUGGAUCACCCUGGUUAUAACAACACCUAUCAGAUAAAUGCACGAACAGAGCUUGCAGUGCGCUACAACGACAUCUCCCCCUUGGAGAACCAUCACUGCGCCGUGGCUUUCCAGAUCAUAUCCCAGCCGGAAUACAACAUUUUCUCCAAUGUGGACCAGGACCAGUUCAAGCAGAUAAGACAGGGGAUAAUUACAUUAAUCCUGGCUACAGACAUGGCAAGACAUGAAGAAAUACUGGACUCUUUCAAGGAAAAAAUGGAAAAUUUUGAUUACUCUAAUGAAGAACACAUGACCUGUCUGAAGAUGGUCCUGAUCAAAUGCUGUGACAUCUCCAAUGAAGUCCGCCCCAUGGAAGUAGCAGAGCCCUGGGUGGACUGCUUGCUAGAGGAAUAUUUUAUGCAGAGUGACCGAGAAAAAUCUGAGGGGCUUCCAGUGGCACCUUUCAUGGAUCGUGACAAAGUGACCAAACCAACGGCACAGAUCGGGUUCCUUAAGUUUGUUCUCAUCCCCAUGUUUGAAACAGUGACAAAGCUAUUCCCAGAAGUGGAGGAGGUGAUGCUCCAGCCUCUUUGGGAAUCCAGGGACCGCUAUGAGGAAUUAAAACAGAUAGACGAUGCUAUGAAAGAGCUGCAGAAAAAGAAAAGUGAGAGCUUGACCACCUCAAGCACCGAAAAGUGAGAAGACGACGACUGUGAGCAAAGCKUAAGCCCCAAGGUCAUUUUGGUUUUUUUGGAACUAUUACCUUUGCCAAGUAGACAUGGGGACUACAUCAGCAGCGUGUCCUCCAGAGAGCUUACCAGCCACUCUGUGCCCGUAGGUCUGCAGCCUGCAGGCAUGGGCAGCGCCAUGGAAGGCAUCAACAGCUCCCCUCGCUCCAGAGCACGUGGCAGGACAGCAGGACUCAAACCCUCACCAGGUCUGCUGCCCUUCUGGGCACCUUUGGGAGUUAGACCCACAGUCUACAGAGACAAUGCGGAGUUUUCCUAAGGAUCCUCUUCUGGAAGAUGAAGUCUAAAACCAAAAAAGAACGUCAUUCAAUUCCAGAUACUGCAUACACGUGUCCAGCAGCAUGCUAAUUAUAGCAUAGCUUAACAGAUGCUUAUAUUCUGACAGGGGACCUGGCACAUAAUUUUGUUUGCCUAGUAGGCCCUAAAGACACAUUUCUCUGUAUAAUACUUUGAAUUUUAUAGUGUUCACAGUGCAGCCCAAUAUAUUGGAUGCAAAUAUUCUUUUCUACACUAGAAGAAGUCAGAAGA
Molecule: messenger RNA, 2143 nt
Organism: Nothoprocta perdicaria
Lineage: Eukaryota; Metazoa; Chordata; Aves; Tinamiformes; Tinamidae
Gene: PDE9A
Product: phosphodiesterase 9A
Exons: 18
Coding region: 9-1565 (518 amino acids)
Biological process (GO): cGMP catabolic process
Molecular function (GO): 3',5'-cyclic-GMP phosphodiesterase activity
Source: RefSeq, a predicted model, not a curated record